This is a messenger RNA of Schizophyllum commune H4-8, 790 nucleotides long. Its product is annotated as pali-domain-containing protein. The record is from RefSeq and is a predicted model, not a curated record. The transcript is spliced from 4 exons. Bases 219 to 749 code for a protein of 176 amino acids. Gene Ontology annotation, cellular component: plasma membrane; growing cell tip; cell division site. NCBI's taxonomy places the organism in Eukaryota, Fungi, Basidiomycota, Agaricomycetes, Agaricales, Schizophyllaceae.
GGGACGGAACACAUCCUGGUCAAUUCGGCGACCGAAGAUGCAUGGGCGGCCAACAUGACCGUACAGCCCUCUGACGGUCGUAUAUAAUCUCGCUCGCUCAAUGGAGCGACCAUUUGCGCGGCGCUUCCAGCGACCGCAGACAGUAGCCAGAGAUUAUUAACUUGAGCGCGCCCGUGGAUCCAGCCUCAGCGACGUCGCAGCGCUUCCGGCGCGACGCCAUGCUGGCACUGUUCUUCUGCUUCACGGCAUUCGUUCUUCUCCUUUUUGUAACGAUCUCUUCCCCGACGUGGGACAGCAUAUCCUUCCUUAAUAUCUCUACCGACUACGGCACGACGCACUUCGGCGUCUUUGGCUUCUCGGGCGGGAAGGUUCACGUCGGCUUCCACUUCCUCGUGCCCGUCAUCGGCUACGAUUACCUGGCCAUCGAGGGCAGCCAUCUUCAUGCGCUGACUUAUACACUGGUCUUGUAUCCCAUUGCGACUGGCAUCUCCGCUUGUGCGCUCGUUGCGGGCGUGGGCGCUACCCACAACCGCCGCGCGGGGACGAACAUCAUGACUCUCCUUGCGGGUCUUGCGCUCCUUCUUGCGUCGGCUGCGUGGGUGCUGUCCAUGGUCCUAUUUGGUACCGCUCGAAGUCGCUUCGAUGAGCAGGGUAUUGCUGCUGGGUGGGGCAACGCCAACUGGAUAGGCAUUGGUGCGCUUGUGGCACUUUUAGUAGCUUUUGUCGCAGCCUGGAGAGACCGACGAUGAUCCCAGCCGAAGUUGGAAGGCGGUACUCAGGAUGCUUGAUG